AUGGCAACGGGAAGUCUACCACCGCCUCUCCCAACAGUUUUGAACAUGACAUUAUCAGCGCAAAACGCAACCCCUGUACAACCAACCGCUCACAACACAGCGGCAACGGGUAACAUUACAACGCCGCAUCCUCAAACUUUGAAUGCAACAUCAUUCCAACAAGUCACAACGCCGUUUACCAAUGCAACAUCACCCCCUGAGACCAACACGACAGCGUUACCAGUGGUUCCAACCGCACGGCCAGUGAACGUCACCGGCGGCGUACAAAACGUCACGAUGCGUCAUAACGUAACCAACACGACAGGGUUACCCGUGGUGCCAACCGCACGACCAGUGAACGUCACAAUACGUCAGAACGUAACCAACACCACAGCGUUACCGGUGGUCCCAACCGCACGACCUGUGAACGUCACCGGUGGCGUACAAAACGUCACGAUGCGUUACAACGUAGCCAACGCGACAGCAUUACCCGUGGUGCCAACCGCACGACCAGUGAACGUCACUGACGUCGUGAACGUCACUAUGCGUCACAACGUCACGAUUGUCUCCACACUAGUCAUGACUGGCAUCAACGCGACCAGAAGACUGAGUAACGCCACACAGACCCCACACUCACCGACAAUGGGAAUGGCCAUUCCAACAGGUCCUGCUAUGAACCAGACGAGAAUCAUGCCAACGGGCCACAUCGUAACAAUGGCUGUCAAUCGAACUUCAUCAAACACGACCUUCGCUGUAACACAGCGCCCUACACCGGCUGUUACACAGCCUCCACCAACCACCAACCCACCGACUACCGUCGGAGCCUUCCCAGCAUGCGCCAGGACAUGUCACCGCUACGCCUCCUGUAUCGCAGGGGGUUCUGGGAAGAGUUGCGUCUGCAAUGCGGGUUACAGCGGCAAUGGGACGACAUGCACACUGGGUACGUCACCGUUACCAUAG
Molecule: messenger RNA, 939 nt
Organism: Branchiostoma floridae (Florida lancelet)
Lineage: Eukaryota; Metazoa; Chordata; Leptocardii; Amphioxiformes; Branchiostomatidae
Product: mucin-2-like
Exons: 2
Coding region: 1-939 (312 amino acids)
Source: RefSeq, a predicted model, not a curated record